AUGGCGUUCUAUCAAAGAGCUUCUCCGGUUAAUUCUCUUCGAUAUACAACUCCUUACCUCGCCUUUCCAUCGCGCGGUGAGUCCUGGGAGAGCUUUCGUUCAAGGCUCACACAUGCCCAUCCAGACAACAGCGAUGUUAAAGUGCAGGAGAAAAAGCAAGCUACCCGUCAUACACAGCAAUAUUGGACCACGACAGAUGAUGGCAGCUGGUCAAGACACAUUGCAGACAAGGCGCCAUUCACGCUCUGGGACAACUCACAACAAGAUUUUCGCUACCCUACAAGUUCCGAGAAACAAUGGAUACUAGACACAUUCUCUGCAACUGGGCUAACUAUCUCAUGGCCAGAAAUCUUUAUCGAGACGCGUUCGCCCCCAGUUCCGGUGCCUUUAACGGUAGCUUGUGUCCCAUGUCUUUUUGUCCCACCAGACCACCCAGUGAACCCGCUAUCGGCAGAUAUCAGCUAUUGUAACCCGAGACUACCUGAUCCUAUCCCUGUGAAAUUCCAUUAUAGUAAAUGGGGCAAACCAUCAAAAGAGGAGUACCAAGUGGUAUUCCAUAAGCUCAAGGAUAUGAUGAAUAUUAAGUCAAUCAGCUUUGUUCAUUCUAUAAUUAUAGUUGAACUUGGAGCUGAUGAUGGACGGGUGUACGAAAUGAGAUCGCUCCCAGGGAGAGUCGCGAAUCAUCUCACAUUAUACCACCAUAGCCAAACACCUUUCUGGGACCUUAAGGUCCAAGGGCGAGAGCGCGUGAUUAAACCAACCGCCAGUCUCCAUGAUAUGACAAAUUAUCUUUCAACAGAACUACACAGCUUAUGUCCUGGCGUUAGAGUAGAAAGUGGUACAACCUCUAUAGACGGAGGUUACGUUGAUACAACAAUAGCCACAACAGCAGGUGUAUUACUUAGAUCCUCUGAAGGCUCCAGAUUAACAGUAUCAAAUCAUGGUUUCCCGUACUCCGAUGACGUGUACCAUCCUUCAUUAUUCCCCGAUGGACUCUGUAUAGGACAAAUAAGUGAACGUUUUACAGCUCUCGAUGUCGCCUUAGUCAAACUUCAUCCGUCGACAUCAUUUACAAAUAACGAAUACUUUGAGUCUCAACAACCUAAGAGACUUCUUCGCUCCAGCGAGGUACCAAUCAAUACCUGGUGUACACUUGAUGGAAUGGCAAGUGGUUUGGUAUUUUUGAGAGUCGCUGGGAUUCAACUUUUCCCUUUUCCCCAGGUUCCGGGCAUUGAAGUUGAGUUUACCCGCUUCCAAACAGAAAAUAUAUACCGAUAUAUUGGUCCCGCCGGAAUGGAGGUUUGUUCCGGAAUAUGCGGUUCGCCUAUAGUGAUUGACGAAGAUGAAAGUGGAGGGGUGGUGGGCUUUUUUCAAAUAGGAAAGCGAGGUGCAGACUGGGCGUUAGCACCAUAUCUGGAUGAGAUAAUAGAUAGAGGAUGGACAGUUGUGUAG
This is a messenger RNA of Trichophyton benhamiae CBS 112371, 1452 nucleotides long. RefSeq lists its product as uncharacterized. The transcript has a single exon. Bases 1 to 1452 code for a protein of 483 amino acids. Lineage: Eukaryota; Fungi; Ascomycota; Eurotiomycetes; Onygenales; Arthrodermataceae. The record is from RefSeq and is a predicted model, not a curated record.